AUGUACCUCCACGAAUGGGACUGGUAUAAGCAAUUGGCGAAACAACUUGAUUACAUCGUCACUCACAUAGUCUUUACAUCUCUUACGGUAGAGAGAGGCCUUUUGAAGGCAGACCAGGCAUCUCAAGGCCCGUCGAUGUUUAGUAUUAAGGAGGAGUUCUCCGAGCAAGCUGACGACCCCGGACCGAUCAUUCAGCCUUUCCAAGAGAUCUCGGCUCUCCUCGAGCGAGGUCCCGGGGAGUCAAACGUAGAGCCGGUAAAUCUAAAGAUAGGCCCGGUGGAUUACAGGGUAUUGUGUCCGGUACACAAGGAAACAAAAGCCGCCGAGAAACAAGACGUCGAUCAACAAGACGAUGAUCAACAAAACGCCGCUUCACAUGGGAUGCGAGGCGUUAGGGCUGGCUUGUCACGCGGAAGGUCUGUGUAUUUCUGUGGUAGCCGUCGGCACGCUCCAGAGACUGGAAACAGUGGCAAGUAG
Dissoconium aciculare CBS 342.82 is the source of this 477-nucleotide messenger RNA. RefSeq lists its product as uncharacterized. NCBI's taxonomy places the organism in Eukaryota, Fungi, Ascomycota, Dothideomycetes, Mycosphaerellales, Dissoconiaceae. The record is from RefSeq and is a predicted model, not a curated record. The transcript is spliced from 2 exons. The coding region runs from base 1 to 477 and encodes 158 amino acids.